CCAAUGGUAUUAUAAAUACAGGACACACAAAUCUGUAGCAGCUGAUAGGAUGGAGUCGGGGUGGGUCUUGUGUGCUGUUGUAUUUGCGUUGACCUGCAUGGGAAAAGGUGGCCAUUCACAGGCAAAUGUGUGUGGCAUUGCUUCUCUCAACACAAAGAUUGUUGGGGGUCAGGCUGCAGCUGCAGGUAGCUGGCCAUGGCAGGCCAGUCUGCACCGCUCCAACCGCCAUUUUUGUGGAGGCUCCCUUAUCAACAAAGAGUGGGUGUUGACUGCCGCUCACUGCUUCCCCAGCACCAGCACAUCCGGCCUGCUUGUCUACCUGGGCCGGCAGAAUCAGCAAAGCAUAAACUCCAACGAGGUAUCCCAAACGGUCUCUCAGAUCACCCGCCACCUGAACUACAACAGUGCAACCAGUGACAAUGACAUAUGUUUGCUGAAGCUCUCAUCACCUGUCACCUUCACUGACUACAUCCAGCCGGUCUGCCUGGCAGCAGUGGGCAGCACCUACUACACUGGCACUACUAGCUGGGUCACCGGAUGGGGCGAUAUCAAUAGUGGUGUGCCCCUUCCCUCACCCGGGACCCUACAGGAGGUGACUGUGCCAGUAGUGGGGAACAGGAAGUGUAACUGUCUCUAUACUGGAUUGGGUUCAAUCACAAACAACAUGAUCUGUGCUGGUCUACUGAGUGGAGGAAAGGAUUCCUGUCAGGGAGACUCCGGGGGGCCAAUUGUGAGCAAACAGGGUCUGGUCUGGAUCCAGUCUGGGGUUGUUAGUUUUGGAAAAGGCUGUGCCGAAGCAAAUUUCCCAGGAGUGUACACCAGAGUGUCCCAGUACCAGACCUGGAUCAACAGCCAGAUCAGCACUGACAUGCCAGGCUUCGUCACCUUCUCCUCCAGUGGGACUGACUCUGAUCUCAAUGUCACCUGUAAUGCACUGUCCAGUGGGGCCUCACUCUUCUCCCUCUCUCCUUUUCUCGUCUUUCUCUAUCUCUUCCAAUAGAGGACACACUAAAAGUGGAUGCUUAACUUUAUUCACUGUAUGUGAAAAGUACUGGGAUAGUAUGUUUAUACGCUGAACAAUAAGUGAUGGGUUUAAUUUAAUAUGAAUCUACUGUAUCUAGUAAUACUUGUUGAUUGUGAUGUAAGUCAUUAAGUUGGACAGCAAAUGUCAUUGUGCUAUGGGAUUACAUUUGGUUGUUUAUCAGAGCUAAGUUUAUGAUUGUUGUUUGCAGUUAUGCUUAGCUAUCACACUCAAUGAAUACAACUUGUUUUUCUCCAUUUAAUCAUGAAGUUAUGUAUAUUUGUCCAUCUUGAGUGUACUGUAUCUGCAAAUAAAUAGACUAUUUACAGUGAA
Molecule: messenger RNA, 1354 nt
Organism: Oncorhynchus kisutch (coho salmon)
Lineage: Eukaryota; Metazoa; Chordata; Actinopteri; Salmoniformes; Salmonidae
Product: serine protease 27-like
Exons: 6
Coding region: 50-1000 (316 amino acids)
Biological process (GO): proteolysis
Molecular function (GO): serine-type endopeptidase activity
Source: RefSeq, a predicted model, not a curated record